Molecule: messenger RNA, 1235 nt
Organism: Melanaphis sacchari
Lineage: Eukaryota; Metazoa; Arthropoda; Insecta; Hemiptera; Aphididae
Exons: 7
Coding region: 1-1215 (404 amino acids)
Source: RefSeq, a predicted model, not a curated record
AUGCUGGAUCGGACGAUGAGCGCCAACAAGCUGUGCGGUAACGUGGCUCAGACGCAUUUUACAAUCCAAACGGCAGUCGCCUACCUGGCGUCUCUGUUGUUCAAACGAAAACAAUCGCUGAUCGUUUACGGAGCAGCCGAAAGGAAAAACGACUAUUACAACUAUUUCGUUAGCUUGGGUGUGCAGAACUGCAAAUUGCUCACCGAAGAUUUCCUUCAGUCAAGCUCCAACAAUCAGUUAUCAUUGGAUAUCGUGUCCAUUUUGGCUACACCGCCAAACACAAAUACUGGGGUCACGGACCCCGUUCAAUUGGUAUGUUCAAAAGGUGGAGAUCUAACGUUGCUCAGAGCUGUGGCGUCGUUGGACUACACCGAAGAGUCGUCGGACAUACCUUGCAUGUUGGACCAGAGAGACACUCUGCGGAUGGCCAUGUCUAAACCUCAGGUGCAAAUCGUAGUGUACGAAACGCAUUCCCGGUUGGAGCUGGAAAACGGCGGCAUGGUCAAGGCGGUGGUGGAAGAGAUGAACGGAUGGGCGUACGAGAAGCACAACAUGGACAGUUAUUUAUCGGUGAGCGCCGACGAUACCAACAAAUUCAACACUUCGGUUGAGACACCCUGGAGACCGGCAGUUUUCCAUCCGGUUGAGAUUCCCGACAAGGAUAGGUUUGAGACGAAGAUACUGUAUCCGGAUAAGACAAUUGAGAAUAUGGAAAAGAACCAUGUUACUGGAAGUCUUUAUUUAGCCGCCGUCAAAAGAGUGGAAUUGAUGACUUUCGACGCGAACCAUUUGAUAAGAAUGGCUGAGCAAAGAGGACUGUUCGGCAAGCCCGUGAAGGGACGUAAACAGAAGAUUCCCAGUCCCAUUAUAUUGUUGUCUCUGACCAAUAGCGACGAACCCAGAGUAAUGUUGAAAUUUGAGCAAAUGCACGUUUUGGUGCCAACGCACUCAUUUCUACAACGUUGUGCCAACAAAACAUUACUAUGUCCUCGUUUUGGUAAACCGUAUGACAAGACUUCCAUAGCGACCCGCUGGUGGAGGAUAAGCAUACACCAUGUAAUCAAAGCAUUGAGGAAGCCUUUUUUUGUAUGGACUAAAGUGAAAAUGGUUAGAUUUGGAAAACGUACAAAUAGAAUACCACUGAAAUUGAAAAAAGUAACUACAUCUUUUAAACCGCAAAAAACAAAACGGAUUUAUUCAUAUAUAUGCUUGUGACGUAUAGUAUAAUUAAUUUA